This is a messenger RNA of Symbiodinium necroappetens, 1223 nucleotides long. The record is from the annotation of a GenBank genome assembly. Lineage: Eukaryota; Dinophyceae; Suessiales; Symbiodiniaceae.
GCAGGGGACGGCGCCUCAGGUACACUAAGGAGUGGAUCGCCUAUGUGGACGANNUGCCCGUCGGGUUGACGUUCGGGCCCGUGAAUGGGCCGGACGAUUUUAACUUCGUCGUAGACAGAGCGUACGCGCCCGGCAAGGGGCGGCGACUCCGCUACACGAAGGAGUGGAUCGCCUAUGUGGACGAUCUUACAGUCCGCACCGGUCACGUGGUAGACGGCAAAUUCUACACGGACGCAGCAGCGGACCGGGCGGUACGCGAGGCGUGCGCCAGAGGGACGUCUCAAGCGGCUCCCCAGAGCGCGGAAUCCGCCAUGGAGGGCUGUUCGCGGCGUUUCAACAAUGUGCGCGCGUGCUGUGAUCGCGGCGUUUGUCCGGAACGCGCGGGGGUCACCUCACUCCAGUCUGCAGAGUUCUGUGUAGGUCUGGAAGGUCAAAGGAAGUUGUAUGCCAAGGUGUCUCAGCAGCUAGUGGCUCGGAGCUUGGCUGCUCAGUGCCUCUCGUGGUGGGCGGAGUAUGCGCGGCAACAUGUCUACUUGCUGCGCAAUGUUCGCGUUGGCGAUCUUCCGGUCCCCACCCACUGCAAAGCGGAAGCCAUGGCUUUUGGCAUGAUCUCGAGUGGUCAGGCAAACUGGAAUCAGCCCCGUCGUCUAAUUGACUACCUUCCUACGGAUGCAAAGGUCAGAUGGCCCCAGGAAGGCCCCGGACCUCAGACUGAUGCCAACACCUGUGCCUCAGCGGAUUCCAAACGGUUCACGGUCGGGGCAUGGAACUUUGGUAACAUGGCCGGUGUGGUGAACAACACGGUGACCUAUCCGUGGGUCACCCGGGCUUUGGCUGGCAUUCUUGGGACAUGGAGUGAAGAGCUCCAGUUCACUUCGUGCACUUUGUCAUUGAAUACACAGGCGGCAUUGCACAGGGAUUCCAGAAAUCUGGCCAGCUCCGUCAAUUUGGCUCUUCCGUGUUCGGAGUUUCAGGGUGGGCAGCUCUUCAUUGAGGACUCUCAAGGAGGCACGUUGCUUACCUCGAGGGGUCCGGUGGGUCACCUGGUCUCCACAAAUGAGGCGACGGCAUUCUCGCCGAAGAAGCUGCACGCAACGCUGCCGUGGGAGGGAACUAGGCUUUUGCUUUUGCCUUUUCAUAUUGGACAGUUUGCGAACCUUAAGCCCCUGGAUGUACAGCUCUUGACGAAUCAUGGAUUUCGCAUUACUGACAGUUCUAAGUGA